AUGGCGUGGGUUCCGCAACGUCCCUUCGGGCCAUGGCCUCUUGACACUGCAGCUGCCAGCAAUUUGUCGUGGCCACUGGGGCACCAGCCGGGUCGCUUGGAAACCUGGGGUCACCGGGGAGAAGUUCCGAUACCCUGUUGGAAGACCACGGUGCUGCACGACUCCAGGUUGGGUUGGGCAGGGCGCUGCGAGAACCUGUUCCAGCUGGAUAAGUUGGAUUCACCUGGCCUCUGUCAGAAAGCCUGUGUGGAAGAUCCCCGGUGUCCUGUGUGGCAGUUCCGGACGGAUUCGCGGAGCUGUUGGGUGGGCUUCGGCAUUCAUUGCGACAGUCCAUCAGCUGGAUCCCUGAUGGGCGUGGGCCGCGCACCAGUGGAUGCCCAGCGGCUGCUGCAUGGCACCGUGUAUGUGGUGCGGCAGCUGGUGGGUGUGAAGGUGCAGAAUCUUUUCCCCAUGGGUCAGCCGGGUGCAUCCCAGGCUUCAGAUGCCUUCAGCAUCGAACGGUGCAAGGCCUGGUGUUAUUCCAACAUUGCCUGCCAGUAUUGGCAAUUCUCUCAAACCGAGGGCUGCUUGGUAGAUGCACCGAUGCUCAGCAAGACUUUGGUGCCUUACCCCUUGACUACCUCAGCAUUGAGCAGUGGUGCUGAUGCUCACAACAUCAUUGCAGGAGAAUACAUUCAUCACUACUGCCCCAACCGAACCACUGCAGAUGUGGAAGAUGCCCCCAGCGUUUUCACCCAUGCACCGGCCAACCUGGCCGUUCACAGGGACCAAGGUGCUCCACGUGGCUGGCCUUGGGUGGUGGUGAGUUUGCUGUUGACCUUGGUUCUGGCCGUGGCUGGCUUUGCCUACUAUGCCUUGAUCUGGAAGGGUCGACGGGGAGCAAGACGAACGCCCCUCCAGUCCGAUGGACUUGCCAGGGCUGCACCACAGGCGCCGGAGGGUGCCAACUUUUUGCCUGUGCAGGUUGCCCGUGUUCAAACGCCUUCUGCUGCCCCAACGCCAUCCUCGGGUUAUCCCACACCAACGGCCUACCGAACGCCACAGCAUACGCCCCAGCCGCGGAAUCAAAUGUUCAGCCCCUACGGGCAAGCUGGAUACUCCCCAGCGUGUGCUCGGAGCACCCAGUUCGAUGAAGCCCAGCGACUGUGGAAGGACAUGGAUGACAUGAAAAUCGUGCCCAACAUCAUCUCGGUGACUUCGGCCAUUGAGGUUUGUGCCAAAAGUCGCCCCAGGCGUCAGGACGAGGCCGAGCGCCUCUUCCGUCAGCUCGUGGGAUCGUGCCAUGUACGGCCGGAUACAAAGCUGAUCCGUACAAUGAUGCGUGCAGUUGGGAUGAACAAAUGCAUGGAGCUCUGCCGUGAGUUGGGAGUCGUGGACGCCGCGUUGCAGGCGUUGGCCGCCUCCUUCUCCAAAGACGCGGUGGAUGAGGAAAAAGUCGCGGCAGUGGUCGGAGUUUGGAAGAGCGCUCAGGUAAGUGGCCCCGGGCAUGCGCGCCUAGAUGCGCCUAGGCAUGCGCUGGCCACUGGAUCUCGAGGUGGCCGUUUGUGGCUGGUCAUGGGUUGUACCUCAUCUGGGGCCGUGGUGCCACUGGAAACCUCAGAGGGCCAGUUUUUCCAGCGCUACAAACUCGGCAAGAAGCUGGGAGAGGGCGCCUUUGGACAGGUCCGUUUAACGACCAGAAUCGACGCCGGGGAGAUGUAUGCCGUGAAGAUCAUGGAUGUGCGCAACUCUUCGGAUGAUUCGAGGUUGGACUCAGAAAUUUUGAGGGAAGCGAGAAGCGAAGCUCGACUGCUGAGCGAAGUUUCAGGGCACCCCAAUGUGGUUGCUCUGCAUGAGACCUACCUGGAAUCUCCAGGAUUAUACUACAUGAUCAUGGAAAGGUGUUACGGUUCACUGAUGGAUAGCCUUUGUGACAUGCCAAAGCUGACCGAGGGGCGGCUACGGCGCAUGUUCCGACAGAUGCUACUUGGCAUUGGGGCAUGUCACGAUGCGAGGAUUGUCCACAGAGAUGUGAAACUGGACAAUUUUCUUUAUGGCGGGCUUUUCCAGGAGACCAUCAAGCUCUCAGAUUUUGGUUUGGCAGUCAAGCUUGGAAAACGUGGUUAUGUGAAGGGUGUCUCUGGUACAGCGCCAUACAUGUCUCCAGAGAUGUUGGCAAGAAAACGAUACACGACACAGACAGAUGUUUGGUCGUUUGCAUCUACGGUGUAUGUGAUACUUUAUGGCGAUGUGCCUUACUGCCCUUCCGAGCCAACAGCUGCGUCUGUGAAGAAGGCCAUUGUCAAUGCUCAUCCUCCGCCGCAGUGGGCGCGGAAUGCGAAAUUGGCCAAGCACUACCAGCAGCCUUCCUCAGGGGCAGAAACCUUCUGCCGCUAUUUGCUGAUCAGAGAUCCGGCAGAGCGCCCCACAAUUUCUGAUGCGUUGAACCACCCUUUCGUAGAGGCACGCGGCGUGGAAGAAAUGCUGCCCCUCAGAGUUUGGCAAAUGUUCGAGGGUAACUUCUGA
Messenger RNA from Cladocopium goreaui, 2505 nucleotides. NCBI's taxonomy places the organism in Eukaryota, Dinophyceae, Suessiales, Symbiodiniaceae. The record is from the annotation of a GenBank genome assembly.